Aspergillus campestris IBT 28561 is the source of this 4200-nucleotide messenger RNA. RefSeq names its product putative membrane-tethered transcription factor (SPT23). Gene Ontology annotation, molecular function: protein binding. The coding region runs from base 1 to 4200 and encodes 1399 amino acids. The record is from RefSeq and is a predicted model, not a curated record. The transcript has 3 exons. Lineage: Eukaryota; Fungi; Ascomycota; Eurotiomycetes; Eurotiales; Aspergillaceae.
AUGGGACCAGCAGAGGCCGCCUCUUCGCCUGCGUUUCCUGCCCUGGACCCCAUAGUUGUGGACGACGAAAUGGAGAACCCUUAUCAUACGACCAACAUGGAUUUUUUGGACUCCGCAAGGUUGCAGAUGUCGUCUGAGAAUGCUGGUCAAGAUUUUGACGAUCUCUUUUCCCAUCCCACGUCCUCCCGUACCGUUACCGAACAGGGAUCUGCCUGUCUGUCGCCCUCAGAACUGUCUGUGAAAAGACCCUACCAAGAACAACAGGAUGCGCUGAGACCGCCGAACAUCGUGAAGUCAGACUCUCCUGCAGAGUCGGCGGAUGAUUCGAGUCGGAGUUCGUCCUCGGAAUCGCCCCGUAAUCACCUGCGGAACCCAUCAGUCUCUUCGUCUACCUCUGCCGUCCACAGCGAAAACCACAUGAUGCCUUUUGGAUACACAUCGGAGGACUGGGUGAACUCAGACCUUGGCUCGGUAAAGGAAGAAUCGCUGUUCAAUUUCGAUCCGUCUUUACCAAACGUCGAAGUCCCGUUUUCUACCGAGCCCGAUCUGGAAACCAGCAACAAAGCGAUGGAUGCAGCCUUUGAUUUCGAAAGCGCCGCCAGCACACCUAGCCCCUUGAGGACGGAGCCAGCUCCGCAGUUGAACCAUCAGAAGAAAGCCAAGCCGCGAUUUCGGGGUGCUUCUAGUACUAUGAUUAGACAACCUGGGUCCCCUCACAUCGCCUCCGGCGGUUCGCCAUUCCCUACUCAUCAUAUCAAGGAAGCAUCUCCAUUUUCGCCAUCAGGGUUACCCGGCCAUGGAAACACGCCCAAUCAAUGGGGAGGACAAUCUCCGUCGUCGCUCCUAGAGGAAAGCUUCGGAGGGAUCAACAUGAACGGCAGCUCUCCUUUGAAUUCCAAUAUCACUUUCGGCGCCAAUCCCUUUGCCUUCGGCAUCAAUUUUGCGCCGUCUCCUCAAACCAACAUUCAACCGGAAAUCCCGCAACGCCCGAUCCUGACCGUCCAUCCUACGUCGCUGAAAUCGCGAGUUGAAACUCAGAUACCCAUCCGUUUAACGCUUUUCCCGUUGCCUGCCGGAGUCAAAAGGCUCAGAUUGCCAAGUCACACCAUCUCGAAACCAAAAUUUCUGGCGCCCCCAUCUGCUGAACGCUCUCCAGACACCGUGGAGCUGCACACUAGCUUGGUUUGUACAAGUGCAAUGCAAGAUGAGGAUAAGCUCAAGAAGGCAUAUGCACGAGCGCGCGGCGACUUCCGCCACUCAUACAGCUCUAGUCCUCAUGUUGAUGACAUGCAGGAAGAUGAUAAACCCUUGGAGGGUGGUGAAGUGAAGAUUUGUGCUGGUUGCAUCCAACGAGAACGGAAGCGGGCAUUCCGCAAGAAGCAGAGGAAGCCAGAGGAAGAUGAACUGUUUCAAAAGGAUGAAGGGAAACGGGUGAUCGUAUUCAACACCAACGAGAUCAAGGACUGGACUGAACCAUCGAAAAACGCUGUUCCGGGCUAUCACGAUGCUCCGUUGCCAGCCGCACCUCCGGGAGCUAUGCAGGUCGAGCUGCCUAUGCGAAUAGCCUGCUACUGCAGGCACCAGAACGAGAAACUCGGGUUCCAGGUCAUAUUCACGGUCAAAGACUACAAAGACAACGUGAUCGCUCAGGCUAUCACGAAUUCCAUCAUGAUCACGGAUGACCACAAGACCCACCCUCCUCCGGGACCUCCCGCCCCUGGUCCGUCUCCUUCUUUGCCUGACGGAACGCAGCUUCCUGGUGUUAGCGUAUUCCCGUCGGGCCCCAGCAUCGAGGUGAGCAAGAGCUCUGCCUCGUCACAACCGACGUCGGAGGCCACGGAUCUUCGGCAAAAAUUCAAUUCGGAAUAUCGGUUGAACUCGCACUCUUUGCCGGCUUCCCAAAGCUCGAUUAGUGGGGCAUCGCCCAAUUCGCAAACUCCACGCAGUCUCUCGCGACAAACCUCUCCCAACGACUUCCAAGGUCCGAUGAGCAAACGACGCAAACAUAGCAGCUCUGGAAGACUUCCGUCAGAGUUGACGAUGACCAAACUCGAGUCAGCACAAGGUUCUUCGGCGGCCUCAAGUACGCCGGGUGUCAAUGCUGAUACGCCAUUUUCUGCUCCUCGUGGAUUCGCAUCACCUGUUGAAAGGCCCUUUGUUACCUCAUCUGCUAUGUCUGGGCAGUUUGCCAAUGGUCCUCCGACCCCCAACAGUGGUGAAAACAACCUAUUUUUCAAUCCAUCACAGCAACAGAGCCUAGACAACUUUAUCCAACAGCAAUUGAUGUCUGCGCCUAACUCAGCCCAGCCUAGUCGCCCGAGCACGCCCGGUGGUUCCUCCCGCAACACCUUUCAAGAUCAGAACUUCAAUGUCCCGCUUGGGCCAAGUUCUUCUGCUUCGAUGUGGCCGCCGCUGACAAAUCCGGCGACCCGAUUACCCUCCGUCAUCCAUAAAUUGGUACCAGCGGAGGGGUCUAUAACCGGGGGAACGGAAGUCACGCUGUUGGGAAGCGGGUUUUACCCCGGCAUGGAAGUGGUCUUUGGAGACACUUUGGCUACAACAACCACUUUCUGGGGUGAUAAGUGCCUCAAUUGUCUAACUCCCCCUGCGCUUCAACCUGGGCUAGUGGCCGUUGUCUUCAAACAUGAGCAUCCCACAUUUGGCCAGGUGCAGGCCGCCCAGCCUUUGAUGCCAAAACAGCAUCAGUUUUUCCGCUACGUGGAUGACAGAGAAUUGCAGAUGUACCGGCUCGCGCUUGGAAUCCUGGGGCAGAAACUCGGUAGCCAAGCCGAUGCGUUCCACACAGCUCAGCAGAUCAUGGGUAGCGAUCCUAAAUCAAUCUUCGGCCUCCAGAAAGACUUUCAAGGCGGGUCUGGUGGUCAUCAGCGCCAGGUCCCCGGGCUGGAGUCACAGGGCCAAUUGGGUGAUCUGGAUUCCCGGAUGCUAACCUACCUCGAAUUUGUGGACCUUGACGAUAACCCUCGUCCGCCCAAGUUCAAUUCUCGUUGUGCAACGGGUCAGACUUUGCUUCACUUUGCUUCUUCUCUGGGGUUGACACGCUUUGUUGCGGGACUCCUGGCAAGGGGUGCGAACCCAGAUGUCCAAGACAACACUGGCAACACACCCAUGCAUCUAGCCGCAUUGAAUGGCCACGCCCACAUCGUCCACAGGCUCCGUUUGACAGGCGCCAAUGCAAGUGCUCGCAGUGCCCGUGGCUUCACGCCUGCCGAUAUCGCAUCCACACUCCCUGCACACCAGGCUGCGUUUAUCCCCCCUCGCAAUCAUCGCUCGCGCAGCGUGGGAUCAUUGGGCUCCUCGCGGCGCAGACGCAGCAGCUCUGCAUCCGUCCACUCGCUUUGGGAGACCUCUUCUGGUUCUUUCGAUGAUGUAACCUCAGAUUCUGAAGGCGAUAGUUCGGAGGACGACGAACGCAUUUUCGCUGCGUCGCGGCGAUCUAGCAUCCAUCAGGAUGCAGCUACGUCUAUUCCCACGCCUGAGGCGUCUCCCCCGGCAGAGGACGCCAGGCCAUUCUCCCCUCCUGCCGCCCUCGUGGCUUGGCGCAAUCAACUGCAGGCUCAGAUUAACCAAUUCCAGCAGAGCGUCUCCAAUGCGUUCCCUAAUCUCCCUGCGCUUCCUCCUAUGCCGGCUCUGCCUGACUAUCAGGCUCAUCCGAUGAUGCGGCGCAUUACAAACCUCGUGCCGCACCGGCCAACUGCGAAGGAUGGCUGGUGGGACCUCUUGACAGGCAACUCUGGGCCCAGUGCCACCGAACUACCAUCUUACGACGACCUCUACCCACACAGCGAGAACGUAGAUGAAGAGGAAGCCGAGCGAACGAAGAAGUCGACCCUACUGCGAGCUGCCACAGAAGCAGCUCUGGACCAACAUUUCGAAGCACAAGCCAGUUCCUCGGUCGCGGCCGCUCCUGCGAAACAGGAGAGAGAAGAUAUCCAGGAUAUACGGAUCGGUCGCAACGUGAUAUCUCGCGAACAGCAGAAACACCUUCGGGAGCAACAAGCGCGCCGGAUGAAGGGACUCGGUAGUGACCGGAAUCUGUACUUCAUUUGGAUCCCUCUCCUACUUCUGGUCAUUUGUGCUUGGGCCCGAAGCUAUAUUCCUGGUAUUUGGCGAGUCUUCUCCGAAGGGUCUCAAUUUAUCAAGGCACGAUUUGCGCAACCCGCUUUGGAAGCAGGGGCUUAG